AUCAGCAGGGGAUAUUAUGACAUUUACUGCAGCCGCACCUACUGCUCUCUGUGAUGCGGUUACAUUAAAGACUAGAUCAUGAAGGAAGUAUAGAACAUAGCAGCAGUAAUUCCCGUUGAUAAAAGGGAUGGGAAGUGGCAAUUCACUUCCAGCGGUGAGCUAAUUCCCGAAGAGAAUUUUAUCGAAAUUUGCAGUAAAAAAAUUGCUUACAAGAGAUGCUGAGCUCCUAAAGCAUACUUGCGAGGGAGUGUUGCCCAAGAAGAAAACGAACUUCAACAUCUGUCUUGUUACUCUGUUGCAGCAACCCAGUGGCAAAAUGAGAGUACAAAUCAAAUUUAGAGCAUUAAAUUCCUUGCAAAAUCACAAGAUACAGGCUGAUACUACCACAUUUAUGAACAUG
This is a messenger RNA of Capsicum annuum, 400 nucleotides long. RefSeq names its product VAN3-binding protein-like. The record is from RefSeq and is a predicted model, not a curated record. Gene Ontology annotation, biological process: leaf vascular tissue pattern formation; phloem or xylem histogenesis; auxin-activated signaling pathway. Lineage: Eukaryota; Viridiplantae; Streptophyta; Magnoliopsida; Solanales; Solanaceae.